This is a messenger RNA of Dreissena polymorpha, 5896 nucleotides long. RefSeq names its product heat shock 70 kDa protein 12B-like. Bases 592 to 2499 code for a protein of 635 amino acids. The record is from RefSeq and is a predicted model, not a curated record. The transcript is spliced from 8 exons. Lineage: Eukaryota; Metazoa; Mollusca; Bivalvia; Myida; Dreissenidae.
UUUAUUUAUCUGAAUUAAUCUUCAUGUUUCUCUGAAACAGCUCUUCAAUUCAUAAUGUGUUCACUUUGAUUUCAUUUUUUGAAACAACAAUUGUGUUCGUUGUAUUUUGUUUUAUACGUGCAAAUGAUUAUUUGUAAUACCACAGUACAACUGACCGCUUUGUCUGACACAGUAUCCAUGAAUUAUGUUAAAGGGUCCUUUGAACGUUGUGUUAAAUUGACAAAAUUAACAAAAAAUAUUUCAGAUUUGCAAAUUUUCGUUAUAGUUAUGAUAUUUGUGAGGAAACAGUAAUACUGAACAUUUACCAUGCUCUAAAAUAGCUAUUAUAUGCAUCUUCAGACUGAAGGUUAAAAAACAUGAAAAUUAAUAAAGCGUUGCAACGCGAAACGAUUGAAUAAUUUGGAGAGUUCUUUUGUUGUUAUAUUUUGUAAAACUACGAGGAUUGCAUAUAUGAAGUGUAAAAUACGUUCUUCAUCGUAUGAGCACGCAUGGCCGAGUGGUCUCAGUGGUAGACUUUUUACUCAAAGACUCCAGGGGUCAGUGGUUCGAGCCCUGUUGAGGACGACGUGUUGUGAUUGAGCAGCUGCUACCAUGGCGAGUUCUUUCCCGAAUCCGAGUCCACCACUGGCCCCUCCGACCCCCAAACCGUCCCCUUUCAGAAAUCUACAGGCGGUCAAGGCCGCUCCACCUACUCCGAGUAAACCUGCGAUCGAGCUUCUCGAAAUAUCAUCCGGCCCGAGGCUUGUGGUAGCGAUUGACUUCGGGUCGAACAGGAGUGGGUACGCUUGGCAGUUUCGGACGGACUUUGAGCGAGACCGUCUGGACAUCCAUAUCAACACGAAAUGGCCCGAGGGUGGACUCUGUUGCUACAAAACACUUACUGCGCUUCUGUUGAAGCCCGACCAGUCGGUUGCCGAGUUCGGUUUCAGAGCUGACAAGAGGUUCAGCACAAUCAAGGAAGAAGAAUCCGACUGGGAAAACUGGUACUUCUUUCGAGGGUUCAAGAUGAUGCUUUAUGCAAAUGCCAAUUCUUUAGAUGCAAAAACCACAAUGGAAGACGCUAACGGUCGUCACCUGCCAGCUUCAUUGGUCUUUGGAAAGUCAAUUCAGUUCAUUAAAGAGCACGCAAUACAGAGUCUUAAAGAGGCAGGAGUUCCAUACAUAGAAGAUCAUACUAAAUGGGUGAUCACAAUCCCAGCUAUAUGGAAUGACCGUGCAAAGGGUUUGAUGCGAAAAUCAGCUACGGAUGUGGCGGGAAUUCCAGCAGAUAACCUGACGAUUGCUCUAGAACCGGAGUGUGCGGUCAUAUACUGCAUUCAGCUCAUACGUCAACAACUUGAAAUCGACGGCGAUUUAGGCAAACUGCAGUAUAUCGCGGCCCCGGACUCCGUGCUUAUGUUGGUCGACAUGGGAGGAGAUACAGUUGAUAUCACAACAGUUCGCGUUGGCGAAAGAGGGCAAAUGGAACAAUUGCAGAUGUCAGGUGGCGGACCAUGGGGCGGUAUGAGGAUCAAUGAAAAGUUCUUCAUUUUGCUUAGAGAACUUAUUGGCCAAGACGUAUUGGACAAAUUUGUUACAGAGAAUGAAAUGGAUUACUUCGAUCUUAGGAUGGACUUUGAAACACAAAAACGAGAGGUUAAACACCCAAGUGACUCGGAUUCCAGCCCACGAUUUCGACUCAGAAUUCCUGAUUCACUGAAAACUUUGUGGGAAAGGAAAACAAACAAAACCCUUUCAGAUAUUAUGAAACAAGAUCAUAUGAGGGAAAAAGAUAUAAAGUUUGCAAGUUCGCGCCUAUCAAUUCCAAUAAAAAUCAUCCAUGAAAUGUUUGAUGAAGGUGUACAAGAAAUUUUGAAUUUCACAAAUAAGAUUAUUGUGUCCCACAAAGUUAAGGGAUUGCCUAUUACAGCGGUGAUAGCUGUUGGAGGUUUUGCGAUGUCAAGCUAUGUGAUGAAGGCAUUGAGGCAGGAGCUUGGUGGAAAGAACAUACCGGUUGUUCGUCCUCAGAUCACGGAGUUGGCCCUCUUGCUCGGUGCAGUUCUUUUCGGACAACAAGAGGACAUCAUAACUUCCCGAAUAAUGCCGUACACGUAUGGCGUGUCGUGUACCAUGGCAUUUAAUGCGGCAAGACACAGCGCGGAACACAGAUUUGAAGACGGCGGGAGGCUUUGGGCUAACAACUCUUUUCGGAAGCACGUUACUCGCGGCCAGGCUGUUAAACGUGGAGAAUGGAUCGUGGACAAGGAUUACUUCCCUGAAUGUGAUGACCAAACGUCGGCGACUAUCUACGUCUUUGCCUCCGACAAAACGGAUCCGAUUCACACUACUGACGAAGGUUGUCAGUUCGUGGGUCAGUUCGACGUGGAGUUUCCACGAACUGUGGCUAAACCAAUAGCAAGAAAGGCAGUAACAGUAGCAAUGCGAUUCGGAGGCACGGAGUUGGAGGUUAAAGCAACAAGCAAUGACGGGAAAACAUGCAAGAAAAAAUUAAAAUUUUAAACUAUACAAAAUGAAUGUUUUGAAAGAUUUUGUAUUAUUAUUGACGAUUAAAAGCACAGAGGUGUGACGGAAAAAUAAGUACAUCCUAUAUUUUAUCUCAUGUACUUUGAAUGUAAAUAAGACUUAUUUCGGGGGGAAAUGUAUAUAUUAUAUAUACAUUUAGGGUGGUCGAGUGGUUCGAUUCCCGGCCCGGGCACUGGAAAUUUCAGAAAUGCUUCAUGUGUUUCCCAUCAACUAGAGAUGUACUGGUAUGAAACCAAGGUAAUUCUCACGUGUAUCGGUGCUAUACACUGAGUAUUUCGCAAAGAGCUAGGGCAUCGCACCGGAUCCCUUGUAUCCCAAUACUGUCUCUUCUGCUUGCUGUCUCUUCAGCGAAAUCCAAAGGACCCGAUUGGAAAUAAGUGCUUGCACUUUCAUGGGUUAUUCUUGACUACAAGGUCAAAAGAAACACAUACAUACAUACCAUUCUUUUUUUCUUUAUUUUUAAGUUUGAAACUGUUCUCGGAAUAUUAAUUUCUGUAGUGUUUGGCUAUAGGCCUACUGCAGUAGUGAUUCAUGGGACAACGACCAAGGACAGGACCACAAUGGAAAUAAGGGCUUGCUCUUUUUUGUGUUAUCCUUGGUUUGGUGAGCAUGUUAUAGUUUUUUGUACAUGAUAUAGUUUUUAAUAAUUGCUUAUAAUUUUAUUCUAUGUUAUGUUGUGAACUGUGUAUAUGCUUCAUAUGCCGAAAUAAAUCUAUCUAUCUAUUUAACGUAGUAUUAUUGUAAAAGCAGUCGUGGGAUACGCGUACUGCUUUUUAUUAUAAACCUGUUUAAUGCUUUUAACAAAAUACAGGUUGUAUCAAUCGUUGAAAUAAAAAAUCCCGUAUUACGCUACUCGCUGUUUCCAAUUCCGUAUUACCAUACUAGCCGGACUACUUCGACCCAUUUAAUGACGUCACAUUACACGCACCGAAAAUAGAAAUAUUUUAUAUUACGAAAUAUAUUACGUUGUACAUCGUGUGACGUCAUUUCUGUGACAAAACACACUCGUUUUAUCUAAACUCUGUAAGGACAUGAAGGACGUGGUGUUUUUUAGCAGUAAACUAUGUGUUAAAAACGUAUUUUGGAGUGUGUGUUUAUCAUGCAUAAAUGAUAUAUAUUUCAAUAGGAAUACAAUAAAAUAGUGUGGUUUAAACUAAGUUUCGAUAAAGACAUGGGAGAUAGAAGUGGAAAUGCAUAUCGUUUAAACGUUUUUGUUAUAAACAUCGGAUUUAAGUUGUCAACUUAAUUGUUAUAAAAAUUGGAUUAACGAUGGCAUUAAGGUAAGCGUGUCGGAAACCUGUGUUUUCCCGGUUCGAAUGUUUACACGUAAAUUUACAUAAACUGUAUUCAUACGCGUCUUAAAUAAACUAUGGCGUACCGUUUAAGUCAUUGUUUUGUCAGUUUUGUUAAAGUAAAAAAUAUAUAUGUUAACUGUUUUCGUUAGUUGUUGUAUAUAAUAAAAGGAAUAUCUCGUGGCUUGUGCUAUUUCGCAUCACACUCGAGGCUCCGCCUCUCGUGUGAUACGUCAUCACACAAGCCACUCGAGUGAUACAAACUCUUGGAACAAUUGGUUAGCGUAAUAUUCCGUAUUUAUCGCAUACCAUACCCUGUUUCCCAUGUAAUAUAACCAUUACUUUUUUUUAUUACACAUGUGUAAUAAAACAUUUUUAAGCGUUUUCAUUGGCUAAUUUUUCGUUUAUUGACCAAUCGCAUUUUGUUAUUUUGCUGAAAUGACGUUGCAACGUCAUAUGACGUAACGAUUUAUCGGGAUUUAUCAUUAUGUUUGCGUACAUAUUUAUUUAAUUUGCUCAUUUAAAACCAUGUGAUAGAAAAAAUAUCUGACACUCGUUGUCAUAUCAUACCAUAUUUUAUUAAACUCGUCCAGGAAAUUCGUUGGUAAGCUCGCCAAAGGCUCGCUUACUAACAAAAUUCUUGAACUCGUUUAAUAAAUAUGGUAUGAUAUGACAACGAGUGCCGGAUCCUAUAUAUAUAUUUCAAAUCUUAUGCUGUAUUAUGUUGGUUCUUUAUCUUCACUCUUAUCCCCGCAAGGUCUUCCUGCACGAAUAAUCUAGUAACGUUCAGAGGAAGGGAUCUUGACUUUUUUCUUUGCUCUUUACCUUAAACCAAGCUACGUUGUAAAUGGUUGUAUUUCUUUAAAUUUAAUAAGACGCGUGAUAACAUUCAGAUUUAAUACAUCUUAUUUGUUUAGUUCUACGAGUGAGAAUGCGCUGAUGAUGAGUAUUUCUAAUUUGUAUAGUUAUGUUGAUACACUCAAGCCAUAUAGAUUUAAUAAUCCGAUAUUAUAAGCAUACAACGGAAGAUGCAUGCUUGCAUUGUUUUCAGGUAACCCUGUCAUACUUCUACAUUUUAAGUAAUUGUUUCGCGCGAUAAUCUUUGUUAUCAUGUUAAUUAUAUGCAUUUUACGUAUUUUAUGUUAUUUCUAUAAAUUCUUAUUUGUAUGGGACAUUAAAAUAAUGUUGUAGAAAUAGUAUUUGUUGUGUAAUAAGCUCUACUGUGAUCGCAAAUGUUAUAGUGUAAAUCAUUUUGUAAUAUACUAGCAUAUGUUAUACCAUGUAAUAUAUUUAUAUAAUAAAUGUGUUGUAAGUAUGUAAUAGAGAUUGGAAUUUAUGUACCUGUAAUACUACAUAAAACCACAUUUUGGUCUGUAUGUACCGUUGUUAUUCUUAUUUUUUCGCAAACUUACAACAGCCGUGUAUUACUACAUAAAACCACAUUUUGGUCUGUAUGUACCGUUGUUAUUCAUAUUUUUUCGCAAACUUACAACAGCCGUGUAUUACUACAUAAAACCACAUUUUGGUCUGUAUGUACCGUUGUUAUUCUUAUUUUUUCGCAAACUUACAACAGCCGUGUAUUACUACAUAAAACCACAUUUUGGUCUGUAUGUACCGUUGUUAUUCAUAUUUUUUUCGCAAACUUACAACAGCCGUGUAUUAAGUGUCCUCUUCUAAAUAUGAGUAUCAACGUCUCUCUGGCAAAUCAUGGCUUAAUAAAUGUGCGUUUAAAGUAGUCCCAGAUUAGCCCGUUUAGUCCGCGCACAGGCUUAUCAGGGAAGAAACUCACCGCUUUUAUGGUAUUUUUCGUUAGAAGGAAAUCUUUUCUUUGCGAAAAACCUAGUUUAGGCGGUAAGUGUCGUCCUUGACAAGCCUGUGCGGACUUCACAGGCUUAUCUGGGAUUACAAUACGCACAUUCUUUUAGCCCGAUUUUCCCUGAGCGAGGCUCAUACACAUGAUUUGCUAUGUAUCAAAAACAUGUAUUAAUAAUUUACUUUGUCAUAAACAUGACAAGUGGCCAUUCAAACAUAGACCAUCUACAAACAUUUUAUUAUUGCUGAACAAUAAAACUUUUUGUGAA